Messenger RNA from Carya illinoinensis, 605 nucleotides. Its product is annotated as kxDL motif-containing protein 1-like. Gene Ontology annotation, cellular component: BORC complex. The transcript is spliced from 3 exons. Gene Ontology annotation, biological process: lysosome localization. Lineage: Eukaryota; Viridiplantae; Streptophyta; Magnoliopsida; Fagales; Juglandaceae. Bases 51 to 419 code for a protein of 122 amino acids. The record is from RefSeq and is a predicted model, not a curated record.
GGCCCAAGGUCCAUUACAUCGUUGUCUCUGUCUCCUCUCACUCUCUCUCCAUGGAGCAGGCGGAGAAGGAAACGGUUAGAGCGGCUUCUGAGGGGGUUUCUAGCGAAUUCAAAACCCUUAUCGACGCCGAGGAUUUGGACUCCCUUAAGCAAUUGCAGCACCUUAUACUGGGAAGAUUGCAGGACAGCAAUGCAGUCCUGUCGCAUUUUAAUGAGUAUUCAGAACAUUGCUCUGAUGAGGUUUCAGGGGACUUCUCUAGAAAUACACGCCUUUUGAGGUCAAUGAAGUCGGAUCUUGAUUAUAUAUUUCAGAAACUAAGGAGCAUGAAAUCAAGGAUUUUGGCCACCUAUCCAGAUGCAUUUCCAGAUGCUUCAACGGAAGUACUUGACCGGAGACCAGACCUUGAAAUGCCUCAGUAACCGUAUAAAUUUUUAGCAACUUGUAUCAUGCCAACACUUGGGAAACACAGAAAAAUCUGUGUUCUUUUUAUUUUUUGUUGGUUGUGAAUGUAAAAUGAUUAUUUGUUAAAUAUGUCUUCUAGGCAUAUGCCAUCUUCAGUAGUAAACAUCAUUUGCUCAAGAGAAAUGAUAUUUAUAGUUGCAGAA